Messenger RNA from Tilletiopsis washingtonensis, 1574 nucleotides. RefSeq lists its product as hypothetical. The transcript has a single exon. Bases 272 to 1243 code for a protein of 323 amino acids. NCBI's taxonomy places the organism in Eukaryota, Fungi, Basidiomycota, Exobasidiomycetes, Entylomatales. The record is from RefSeq and is a predicted model, not a curated record.
GUGCAGCAGCAGCCUCGACGCCAGCAGCCCAGACUCGACUGCGCCAGAUGCUCCUCAACGUGCGUGGAGCGGUGAGAUGCAGAGGGUGCCAGGCCCUCGGGUCUAGCUCGCGGAGAGAAGGCGGGCUGCCGCUGGCGCUGGCGUGCAUGGUGCGCUGCGCUGCUCGCCGUCUCGACGCCGUGCGGCGCUGCGGGUCGAAUAUGGCUGGCCGCUGGACGCGUGUGCUUACGCGGUGCGCGGCUCGGCGCUCGCGGCUGACGUGUGCGAGUGCAUGCGGUGCCGCCGCCGCGCCGCCGCGCCGCCGUGGCCGAGUGCUGCCCGCCGCGUGCUGCCGCUGCUGCGCCGCAUCAUGCAUCGUCAGCUGCACGCUGGGCUGGAAGCCGCACUGCCGGCGCGCGGCGGCAGCAACUCCAGGCAGGCACACGCACGCCGCCAGCGGCCGCGAUGCAGCCGCCGCAUCAUCCUCGCAUCAGCCAUCGGCUGGAUUACGCACGCCGCCGCCGCCGCCGCCACGCCGCGAGAGACGAGUCUCCGCGCCGAGCUGCGGCCGGCGCAGCAUGCGCUCUGGAGAGAUGCGUCGGCUCCUGCGCCGCCGCAGCUGCUUCUGUUUGCGCCGAGAAGGCAGAUGUGGGCGGCGAGAGAGGGCCGCAGGCGGCGGCUGCUGGCUGCGUCUGUCAAGUCAGCCACUGCGCGCGCGGCGGACGCGGCGGAGGGCCGUGGCGCGCCUCACGCUGACUGGCGCUCCGCCCGCGGCGAGGCGGCAGCGGAGGCGCUGUCAGCCACUUGUCCAGGUCGCGGCGGCAGCAGCUGCGACCUCUACCUUCACCACGCCCUCAUCCCCCUUCGUCUGCUACACCUCUGCAUCUCUCACCUCGCACUGCGCAGCGAUCACACUCGCGCCUCACUCUUCGCCGCACGUGCCACGACUCGCGCUCGCUCUCGCGCCAGACGUGCGACGCCCGAUCGCACCUUCACGCCGCGCAUAGGCGCCGCAGCUGCCUGUUGCGCACUCGCCACGGCCAGCGCUCUUCUCGCAUCGCCACCUGCUGCUGGACCUCAGCCAGAGCAGUGCACGGCGUACGCGUCGGUGACAUCCGUCUCACUGCUCCGCGUGCUCUGCCCCGCGCCCGUCACAGCUCGUGCUGCCUUUCUUCGCGGCACCGCCGCCACCGAGGGCCAUGGUAGCGCCUGCGCUGCCCUCGGGUGGCUCCGGCUCCGGCCGCUCGCUGCUGGGCUCGGCUGAGGAGCAUGGCGCCAGCAAUGCAGUCGCCAGCGGACAGGCCGCGGCUCGCGCAGCUCGCGCCUCGCUCGGUGGCGAAGCAGGCCGGACGCAUGCUGCUAUUGCUGCUGAGGUGGCUUCGGCAGGCGCCGACAGCGCCAGGCGCACUGCACUUGCUCUCAAGGAUGGACAGCAGGGAAGUCACGAGAGUCGUGCCGAAGGUGAGUUGGCUCGCGACGCAGAGCGUGCUGCCCGACCUGGUGUCCUCACACGCCGGUGCGCAUCCUAGAAGCAAAACGCACGCUGGAAUGUCGCUCGUCCGGCCUUCCCGGCGCACGGUCGUCGGCAUCGUCUG